GUUGAAACUACACAGAGCUCUUCCUCAGGUCUAGAAUGACAACACUGAAUCUGUUACCUAAUACCCAGAGGAACUGAGAUGAAUACAUGUGGUAUCAGUGGCCUUGCUCUCACUUUCACUGAAGAUGACAAAGGACUUGAUUUUUUGAAGUGCUGAGCACUCACUGAUCUUGAUGAAGACAAUGGGAACUGUGGUGCUCAGCAUCUUAAAAAGCAGGCCCAUCUUGGAUAAAAACUGCAAGUCUGCAUCUGUUUUGACAUUUGGGGGCUGAGAAAACUGGCUGUGAAAUACUUCCAGAUGGAUGAUUUUGAGGAUUCUAUUGCACAUGUAUUUAUUACUUAGAGCACCACAUAGUGAAUGCUCCUUAUUCCCACCUGUACCCUGCCUUCAUGCUGAGCUUCAUUUUAUCAGCACCACAAACAAUUAUAUUCAAGAGGCAUUUGAGAAAGAACGUGACCGGUGUCAUACGUGACUUACUCACCACAGGACAAAGUUUCUUCCAAAAUCAGAAUAGAUGACACAGAAACUGAAACCUACGUAAAAGUGAAGCCCAAAGGAAAUGUCAUGUGUAGUUUUUACCUCAGGACAAUCUGGUCAGCAAGACGCUUUAGAGGAAUAAUGUUAUCGAGCCUUGCAAGCAACAAUCUUACUUAGUUAGAUGAACACAAAGUAAACAAGAUACCGUGAAGAGCAAAAUAAUGCUGUACAAGAAAGCAAGGGGAUGCAAAGGAACAAGACAAGUAAAUGUUAAGUUUGCAGCUUCUCCAGUAUUUUUUAAUUGUUACCUAUCUAGGAAAUUUGACAAUAGCUGGAAAUUCCAUUGGUAACAUAAACUUCUCAUUAGAGUUCACAUCUGUGCUAAAUGAAAAUAAACAUGACGACAGACAGCUCUACCUAUUACAACGAUACCGAUGUUAAGCAUUACUAUACAAUUACAUACACUUUGAUUCUGAUCCCUGGAUUAAUAGGGAAUGUUUUAGCUCUGUGGGUCUUUUACGGCUACAUGAAAGAAACUAAAAGGGCUGUGAUAUUUAUGAUCAAUCUAGCCAUUGCUGACUUAGCACAAGUUUUAUCCCUGCCUCUAAGGAUUUUCUACUACUUGUCUGGAACAUGGCACUUCGGAGAUGGUCUCUGUAUAUUUUGUUUCUAUCUUAAGUAUGUAAAUAUGUAUGCAAGCAUCUACUUCUUGGUUUGCAUCAGUGUAAGACGAUUUUUGUUUCUUAUGUACCCCUUCAAGUUCAGUGACUGCAAACGUAUAUAUGAUGUGUACAUCAGUAUCGCCGGGUGGAUUGUAGUCUGCAUUGGCUGUUUGCCUUUUCCUCUUCUAAGAUUUAACUCUAGUGAGAUGAAUACCAGUGAUAGGUGCUUUGCAGAUCUUCCCAUAAAGGACAUUGACCUCUCCAACUCCAUUGUGAUGAUGACCAUAGGUGAGCUGAUUGGAUUUGUAACUCCUCUGCUGAUAAUUCUGUAUUGCUCAUGGAAGACUAUCCUAUCAUUAAAAGAAAAGAAUUCCAUUUCCCAUGACUUUGGAGAGAAAAAAAAGGCUUUAAAGAUGAUCCUCACUUGUGCUGUGGUAUUUCUGAUUUGCUUUGCACCUUAUCAUAUCAGUUUUCCUUUAGAUUUCCUUGUUAAAUCAAGAUGGAUACACAACCAACGUGCCCGAAAUGUGAUUUCAAUAUUUCAUGCAGUGGCUUUGUGUCUUGCCAGUUUGAAUUCCUGUGUAGAUCCAGUCAUAUACUACUUCACUACAGAUGAGUUCAGAAGACGACUUUCAAGACAAGAUUUGCAAGACAGCAUUCAGUUACACAACAGAGGUUAUGCGAAAAAGCAUUCCAGAACUGUGUAAUAAGGUAAAGUGGUGGAAUAUUAAUAUUGCACUUUCUGAAAUUAUUAAAAGGAUGUUCAACAUCAUAUUCAUGUGGCCCAGCGUAUUGGGGAAAAUUCUGAAACCCUUUCUCAGGCAAACAUCUGUUGAUUUCAAUGAGCAUUGGACUGAUUAAAAAACUGACAAAGGACUUGAGGAUUUGACCUUUUUCUUGCAAACUUUUUGUGAAUAUUGAAUUUAAGCAACAUGUCAUGUAUAUUAUAAAAAAAGAAUUGAUAUAGCGCCCAAUC
This is a messenger RNA of Mauremys mutica (yellowpond turtle), 2115 nucleotides long. RefSeq names its product G protein-coupled receptor 174 (gene GPR174). Gene Ontology annotation, molecular function: G protein-coupled receptor activity. Gene Ontology annotation, biological process: phospholipase C-activating G protein-coupled receptor signaling pathway; positive regulation of Rho protein signal transduction. Gene Ontology annotation, cellular component: membrane. The record is from RefSeq and is a predicted model, not a curated record. NCBI's taxonomy places the organism in Eukaryota, Metazoa, Chordata, Testudines, Geoemydidae. Bases 863 to 1846 code for a protein of 327 amino acids. The transcript has 3 exons.